AUGGGUUACCCGGACGCCAAAAACAACGAAGCCGUUGGCCCGAACCCUCCCUGCCCAGCUUGCUUCGAUAUGACUGCCGUGACAAUUGUAGGUGGACACGGGAAAGUAGCCCUGCUGUUGGCUAAGGAGCUCACUGCGAAAGGAUUCCAGGUCAAGUCGCUAUUCCGCAACUCCGACCACAAGGCGGAUGUGGCUAAAACCGGCGCCGAUACCCAGGUUUUCGACAUCGAGAGCGCCAAUGUCGACGACAUCGCAUCCCAGUUCAAGGGCGCCGACGCAAUAGUGUUCUCCGCCGGGGCCGGUGGCGGCAACCCCUCCCGGACCUAUGCGAUCGACCGCGAUGCCGCAAUCCGAACCAUGAAGGCAGCUGAACAGGCCAAUGUCAAGCGUUACGUUAUGGUCUCGUAUUUGGGCGCCGGCCCCAACCACGGUGUUCCCAAGGACAACGGGUUUUACGCCUAUGCCGAAGCCAAGGCUGCUGCCGACACUUUUUUGCGCUCGACAAACCUCGACUGGACUAUUCUCAUGCCCGGCAUGCUUAGUCUUGAGGAACCCACUGGCAAGAUUGAGUACAAUCCGCAAAAAGAUAAGCGCACCGCCGUUUCGCGAGCCAAUGUUGCUCUGGUUGCUGCCGCCGUGCUUCAGGCACCCAAUACCGUCCACAAGGAAAUCCCGUUCCUGGACGGCGACGAGAAAAUUGCAGAUGUCAUUUCCCGCAUCUAAGUGCUGCAUAUGCAUAUGCACAAUGCCGUCGUCGCUAUGCCAAAAUGGUCAAUGGCUCCACCACUGCGCCGCACUCGAGUAUAUACUGCAAUAUACGAAGAUGUCUCGAUAACUACGAAAAAAAGCAAUUGUCUAUUUCAAUAAAUCGUGCCCACUCGCUCUGGAACCUUCCCUGUACAAUUAAUCAUCAUUGUACGAAUUUUUUUUUCAGCUUAUAAGAUA
This is a messenger RNA of Wickerhamiella sorbophila, 945 nucleotides long. RefSeq lists its product as hypothetical. The record is from RefSeq and is a predicted model, not a curated record. The transcript has a single exon. Bases 1 to 723 code for a protein of 240 amino acids. NCBI's taxonomy places the organism in Eukaryota, Fungi, Ascomycota, Dipodascomycetes, Dipodascales, Trichomonascaceae.